AAUACCCAACUACCCUACCCUCCCUAGGUCGUCGAGUCCUGCACUGCGCCAUACCAUCUCCAUCGCCGCCGGCUCUAGAACUACCUCCCAACGGACACAUCAUACGAGGCCGCGGACGUAGUUCUGAAUGGGAUGAAGCGUGGACUGGGGCGACCAUCUCGUGACAUGUCUGCAACAUGUUGAUUUGUCCCUGAUACCAUACCAUACCUCCCUCAUCCGUGCCGAUCUGUUCUCAUUCUGCUUCUUACGGCACGGCAGGGCUAGGUAAUCGACCGACUAUUGCACCACAGUGGCAAGUCCGCGAUUGCAGUCGUUCCUUCCCUUCGAGACACACACACACACCACACACAUACACACUCACCCAAGUCACUGUGUUGUAGUGCCCUACCUAUCGUACCUCAGGCACAUACCCCGUUACCACUUCGACCAUGGCCACGACGACACUCUCCAUCAGCAAUCCGGCGCCAAGGAAACUUCCCGGACCCCAGCUUCUUCACCAGCUCGUGAGCACGAGCGGGAAGGGUGGAGCGGUAGCCAUCGAACAUACAUUCGAUAAUGGCACCCGCACAUCGCUCACCUAUCAUGACUUGCACACUCGGGCCGACGCCCUGGCCCGUCGCAUCACAUUAGCCAUUUCACGCUCCGCGACGACGACGACGACGACGACGACGACAACAUCUGCGCGAACUGUGGUCCCCCUGAUCAUACCACAAUGCCCAGAGCUGUACAUAUCGCAGCUAGCCAUUCUGAAGGCAGGUGCUGCUUUCUGUCCCAUUGUACUGGAUGCUCCCGAGGAACGACUGCGAUUUAUCAUCCAGGAUGUCAAUGCCAGCAUCUUACUCACGACCGCCAGUCUGCGAUCCCAGCUGCCCGCACUGGACGGUGUGGAGAUAUUGGCAGUGGACGAUGGCAAUACCGUCGAUCAAUCCAUCGAACUGCCUUCUUCCAUCAACCCCCAGCACGCAGCCUAUCUCAUGUACACAAGCGGUAGCACUGGCCAACCAAAGGGCGUGAUCCUUUCUCACUCCGCUGCCUGCCAGGCGCUUUUGGCUCAUGACAGGCAUGUUCCCACCUUUGAGCGCUUCUUACAAUUCGCGAGCCCGACCUUCGAUGUUUCGGUCUUCGAAAUCUUCUUUCCUUUCUUCAGAGCCAGCACAUUGGUGAGCUGCGACAGGAGGCGGCUCUUGAACGACCUGCCAGGCACCAUCAACGAGUUGGAAAUUGAUGCUUGCGAACUGACUCCGUCCGUCGCCAGUAGCCUGCUGCGCGGGCGAUCGAGCGUGCCUGGCCUCAAAGUACUAUUAACAAUUGGGGAAAUGCUGAAGCCUUCAGUGGUGGAAAGCUUUGGUGGCGACGACACAGAGCCCGCAGUUUUACAUGGCAUGUACGGGCCUACAGAGGCAACAAUUCAUUGUACUAUGCAACCAAACUUUUCCAAAGACAUGUCGAGCAAUUGCAUUGGUGUCCCUCUGGACACUGUUUCCGCAUUCGUGAUCAAGGCAGUAGAAGGCCCCAUCUCGAGCCCAGAGAUUUUAGCCAUUGGAGAGGAAGGCGAACUCGCAGUUGGUGGUCAUCAACUUGCAGAUGGCUACCUCAACCGCGACGAGCAGACGAGAACAGCAUUUGUGCAGCAUGCGAAGUACGGCACCUUGUAUCGGACUGGAGAUCGUGCUCGAAUGCUCUCGACUGGGACCUUGGAGUGUCUCGGCCGAAUAUCGAGCGGGCAAGUGAAGCUUCGUGGACAGCGCAUCGAACUUGGUGAGAUAGAGCAUGCCGCAUCGCGCACUCCAGGCUGCAGAGAUGUGGUCGCCGAAGUGAUUGCGAAUACACUGGUCGCGUUUUGCGUGAGCGAAUCUUCUCAGACGACCAAAAACGAAGUCAUUGGCGUGUGUCGCAAAUGGCUGCCCGCAUUCAUGGUACCAGGCGAUGUCGUACUCCUGGAUGAUUUUCCAUAUCUGGCGUCCGGUAAGUGCGACCGCAAGGCGUUGCGCGCACAGUACGAGCAGCAGCAAGUGCCUGCACCAAACGACGGGUCCACGCAAAGUGAAAGUGAGAGCAUGCGACAAGUGCUGGACUGCCUCCAGACCACCCUAGGUGCACAAUUGACACCCAAGUCAUCACUAGCUGCAGCUGGCCUGGACUCAAUCUCGUCCAUCCGGCUUGCCUCGGAGCUGCGAAAACGAGGGCUGGCGCAGACCGAUGCAGGCCGUGUGCUCGCGGCAGAAACUCCUGCUGACAUUGUAGCCAUCAUCGAUGGCCCUGGAAACGACUUACUCACUGCAGACUGGCAGCGGAGAGCCAAGGACGCCUACCAUGAGUCGCUGCAUCAGUCGCUUGCGCAAGCGUUUCCACCCGAGCUGCGAGAUCAAGUAGAAGCCUCGUUUCCCUGCACUCCUGUUCAAAUUGCGAUGCUCACUGAGACCGCGAAGAGUCCGAGAGUGUACUGCAACUGGAUCAAGUUGGCAGUUCCUCAAUAUGCCGACCGUGGGCAUAUCAAAGACAGCCUCUCGGAGUUAGCAGCGCGGCAUCCUUUGCUACGAAGUGGUUUCAUUCCGACGCUUGGAUUGCAGCAAAGCUAUGCAGUUGUGGUAUGGAAGUCUUUGACAGAGCAACAAGUCGUAGAUGUGACUGAGUUUAGCUUUCCUUUUGAGCUGAAGAGUGAGAGAGACUUCUGGCGACCUCUGAAGUUCCAAGUACGGCAAGCGGAAGCUGGUACCGAGCUACUCAUCCAAAUACAUCAUGCGCUUUACGAUCAGUGGUCGAUGGACAUGCUCAGAGCAGAUCUCGCGUCAAUUCUGCGGGUCAAUGAUCGUGAGCGGCCAACAUCAUUCGAAGCGGUGGCCGAUUUCUAUAUCCAUCAUGAGCAGUCGGACACACAAGCGCUAGCAGACUUCUGGCAAGAUUAUUUGAGAGAUUUCGCGGCAUCGCCAAUGCCUCUGCUCAGAGGCGUAGAUGUAGUCCCUAACCUAUUGCGCACGCCCUGGCAAACGACAUCACUGCAGAGCGCCGAUGUCAAGAAUCUGUCCAAAUCGAUUGGGUGUAGUGCACCCGCUGUCUUUCAAACCGCCAUGGCGAUCAUUCUUGGCGCGUACACUGGUGUAUCUGACGUUACUUUUGGCUCGGUCUUCUCUGGUCGUACCAUUCCAGUCGAUGGCAUUGAAACCAUAUUCGGCCCUUGCCUGGCCACGCUACCCCUGCGGAUUGACAGCAAGGCAGCGAAGACUUCCAGAGAGUUGUUAGGCGCUGUGACGGCCUACAAUCGACGCAUUCAAAACAAUCUCCUUACUUCUCCUACAGCGGUUCGUAAUGCCGCAGGUAUUGCUCCUGGAACGAAGUUGUUCGACAGUCUGUUUGUCUGGCAGGAGUCCACGUUGACAUCAGGCACCGGAGCUGAAGAUGUAAAGGAAGUAGAUUCGGCUGAUGAACUAGAAUUCGACUUUGUCUUGGAAAUUGAGCCCUCGCCGACAGCCAUACAGAUGCGAGCGACCUACCAGGAACGACUCUUGGAUGCUCAGCAGGUCGAACUUUUCAUCAAGCAAAUUGAAAAUCUAGUGUCCAUCAUGUUACAAGAUCCAGAUCAGCCAGUCGACGACUUGGGCAACAAAAUGAACCCGGAGCUGCUGUCAAUCGCCAAUCCUGAACCGAAGAGCUACGCCACUUCGUAUGAGCUUACUGCAGAAAUAGGGGAGAACGCAUCUCGAGACCCCGAUGCCACAGCUAUUAUGUUUGCUACGAAGCUUGACGAGAAAUCCUUCGAAAGCACCUCGAUCACGUAUCAGGACCUAGACAAGCGCGCCAACCGAAUGGCUCACGCAUUGAUUGCAGCCGGCCUGCGUCCAGAUGAUCUCGUCUGCAUAUGUAUGGAGAAGUGCAUCGACAUGUAUGUACUCAUGCUUGCGACCUUCAAGGCUGGAGCUGGAUACCUGCCUCUUAUUCCAGAUACCCCGGAAGCCAGGAUCAAAUCCGUUCUAAGUCAAGCGAACAUCAGACUAUGUGUUGGCGAUGCGAGCUCUGCACCGGAGCUGCGUUCACUUACAGACGCAAAGGUUCUGGAUUGCUCCACGCUGGAGCUUGCGAAUGCCUCUGACCAAUCGCCGCAAGUGGACCAAAACGGCGCCAGAAUAGCGUACGCGGUCUUCACCAGUGGCAGUACUGGAGAGCCCAAGGGCGUCGCAGUCACCAUGGACAAUCUGAAAGGAAACUUAGCAGUCCUCGCAGAGCUAUACAAGGUUGCACCGGGAGAUCGUUUACUGCAAGCCUGUUCUCAGGCUUUCGACGUCAGUGUCUUCGAGAUCUUCUUCACGUUCUACACCGGCAUGUGUCUGUGCUCAGCGACCAAAGAUGUCAUCUUUCGUGACUUUGAGCAGAGCAUACGUGCCUUUGGCGUCACGCAUUUAUCACUGACCCCGACCGUGGCGGCUCUAGCUAAGCCUGAGAACGUCCCUACUGUCAGAUUCUUGGUUACAGCAGGUGAAGCGGUCACUGAGAAGGUGCACCGUACGUGGGCUGACCAUGGCCUUCAUCAAGGCUAUGGUCCCUCUGAGACCACAAAUAUCUGCUCUGUACGGAUGAACGUCCCAGCGCACAAUGUGCUUGGGAACAUUGGUCCACCAUUCAAAAACACUUCGGCUUUCGUGCUAGCUCCUGAGUGUGACUUUCAGGUCUUGCCUGCUGGUGCCUAUGGCGAAUUUGCAUUUGGAGGGGAGCAGGUGUUUCGAGGAUAUAUCGGCAGAGACGAUCUGAACUCGACCAAGAUUAUUGAUCAUCCAAGCUACGGCAGAGUUUAUAGAAGUGGUGACAUGGGCCGCAUCCUACCAGAUGGCACGCUUCUCAUCGCUGGGAGGCUCGAUGAUCAAGUCAAGAUCAGAGGCAACCGAGUCGAGCUGGGGGAGAUCAACAAUAUCCUCUCGGACCAUGCUGACGUCUCCGACUGUGCUACGAUUGUCAUCGGUGACAAGAGCUCUGACCAGAUGCUUGUCACGUUCUGGGUGCCCAAGUCGAGCAAGACGGAGACGUCGUCACUGAGCUCUGUGGCGGAUUCAGGCAUUGAGCUUGUGUCUGACCUGUACGCCCGUCUGGACGAUGCUCUUCCCGCAUACAUGAUUCCCAGCAUACUCGUGCCCAUGAAUGUCCUGCCAAUGACGGUUCAAGGUAAGCUGGACAAGCGAUCCCUACGAACGACAUACGAGGGACUCGAUACCGAAUUACGCAAUCGUCUUUCCCGGUCCCAAGAAUUAUCUGCCCAAGACGGCCCUGCUACCCCAACCGAGGAAACUAUGGCUCAAGCGAUCAGCAGUCUGCUCGAGAUUCCGUUGGCCAAUAUUUCCAGGAAUGCCUCGUUCUUUGCAUUCGGACUAAACUCCUUGAAUGCUAUACAGCUCGCUCGAUCCUUCGAAAGAGCUCUGGGAAUUGAUGUCAGUGUCAGUUCAAUACUGCGGCACCCAACCAUAUCUCGCCUGGCCCGAACAUUAUCCACCACCGACAGUUCAAGGUCUGAGAAUGAUCACGACGAUGCUAGUCAGGCUCUGGGUAUUGACUUCGUCGAAAAGACAAAGGCAGAAUUCUUGGCACAAGAUCAUGUGGUCGAGGCUGUACUUCCUUGCACUCCCUUGCAAGACGCUAUGCUGUCGGCUAGCAGAAGCGGCAAUGCUGGUGCAUACUGCAACACUACCAGGAUCCAUUUCCGGGGUGACAUGGAGAAGAUGAGACAGUGCUGGCAGAGAGCGUCAGAAAGGCACGCGAUUCUACGCACAUCCUUCGUCCAGACGCCGCUUGCUGCUCAUCCAUUUGCUCAAGUAGUAUCACAAAAGCCACUUCCUACAUGGGUUUCCGUGGGACGACCCAUGUCCAAUGGGAUAACGAAUGGACAUCAUGAAAAUGGGCACGCCAAGAGCAAUGGGCAUAUGAACGGAGCCCAGAACGGUGACAGCAAUGACGCGCCACGACUCCCUGGCGUUACUCCCGACAGGCCUGUCCAAGUCAUGCAGAAUGGCCAGGAUAUCUAUCUCCAAAUGCAUCACGCGAUCUACGAUGGUAUCUCGGUGUCAAACCUGUUCUCCGAGUUGCAACAGCUGUACGAGGGGGAACAGCUGCCUCAGCCCGUGCCAUUUGAGCCUUUCCUUGCAGAGGUAAUGCAGCAAAACAAUCAGAAAGCCGUCGAUUUCUGGAAGCAACGCCUACACUCCUUCACUCCCCAUCCUGUCCCAACCGCCGAAAACGUGACAGAUACCAAGGAAGGAUCCUGGGCGAUGUCGAUGGCAAUCUCGCCUAGUGAUAUCGCAGCCUUCAGUGAAAGGUACUCAUGCACCAGCCUUAGUAUCUUCCAGGCAGCUUGGGCGAAGACUAUUGCCUGCGCUCAGGACAUCACGGAUCUCUGCUUUGGCAACGUUGUCAGUGGUCGCUCAGUACCGGCUCGUGACGUGGACCGACUGAUAGCGCCGUGUUUCAACACCAUACCCGUCCGCGUCCAGUCUUCGAGCAUGCGAACCAACAUCGAACUCAUUCAGGAUCUUCAGAAAACCAAUGUAGAGUGUAUGUCUUACCAGUUGACGGCGCUGCGUCGCAUUCAGGCAUUGAGCCAGGACCCAUCGAGGCAUCUCUUUGACUCACUUCUGCUUGUACAACCACCACAAGAUGAGGAUGGUCUAUGGGAUGUCGAAGAAGAGGAUGAUAUGAGCAUGGGAGUACCGAUAGUUAUCGAAGUCGUGCCGCACCAUCAUGACUACGAGCUGCUGACGCAUUUCAUGCCGGAGCGUAUCAACAAGUCGACGGCUAUUAUGCUAGCAAAAGCGUUUGAAUCUAGCUUGCAAACAUGCCUCCGCUACCCGUCUGGUAGUGUUUCUCAGCUUGGCUUGGUCAACCAGUCCGAGCUUGCCGGGCUUCUCGCGCCAACGCCAGAUUCGAGUACAAAAGAGGGUGCUGGUGCAGAUUCAGAUGCCAUGUGGUCCUCAGAUGAGAACAUGGUCCGGGAAGUCUUCGCCACUCUUGCCGGCAUCGACGCCUCGCAGAUCAGCAAGGAGACUUCACUCUAUAGGAUCGGAUUGGACAGCCUCAAUGCAGUGCAAGUAGCUUCGCAGCUUCGGAAGCGGAACUUGAAUGUCGACGCUGCCGAUAUCAUGCACUACCAGAGUCCGGCUGCAUUGGCUGCAUUCAUCUCGUCGAAACAACAUACCAAGCAGGAAGCACAAGCUGCUGGCAUUGAUCUCAUUACGUUCGAAGAACAACAUAAGCACUCCGCAGCAGAAAAGCUUGGUAUCGACGUGACCCAUAUUGAGGCUGUACGACCUUGUACUUCCGCGCAGAGCGGCAUGCUCUCUCAAUUUAUUCAAUCCGAUGGAGGCUACUACUUUAGCAGAAGUAUCUAUAAAGUGCCCGACGAUAUCCAUUUGACGCACAUUCAGACAGCUUGGGCUGCAGUGCAAAAGAAACAUCAGGUGCUGAGGAUGGGGUUCUUCGAGCUUGAAAAUGCUGCUAACCCUUUUGCAAUGCUGGUAUACGGUCCAGAUUCUAUUCCCGGACAAGUCGUAUCAGAGGACCACGAGACUGCGUUGGACGAUCUUCACAAGAAAUUGUCAGCCUCAGUCCUAUCUGAGCUCCACCUGCCGACGUGGCGGGUUGUCCUCCAGCAGAAUGGAACAGCCCGACACAUGGUCGUUUCCCUGCAUCAUGCUCUUUAUGAUGCCGAUGCACUCCACAUACUCCUGUUAGACUUCGCAAAAGCCCUUCGCAAUACCGACAUUGGGCAGUCCCCAAGCAUCGAUACCGUUCUCAAGUUGCAGCUUGAUGGAAUGGCACAGCAGAACGUCAAUAGUGAGCAAUUCUGGAGAGAGUCUCUACAACCAGCGCAUCUCAUCAAAUUUCCGAACUUGACUCCCACGAUCAUUCGGAAAAGCCAAGCCACUUCCACAGAGUUGCGUUCGCAAACUCACCUGUCAACACUAGAUGAAUACUGCAGGGAAAACGGCGUGACGAUCCAAGCACUUGCACAAGGAACCUGGGCUCAGCUGCUGGCAGCAUAUCUCGGAGAACCGGCGGUGACGUUCGGUACUGUCUUCUCUGGGCUGUCUUCAUCUUCUGCACAGGGCGUGGCGUUCCCCAGCAUUUCUACCGUGCCGGUGUAUUGCAACACGAAGAAAUCAGGAUUGGAUGUCGCGAAAGACAUGGUGACUUACAAUUCGUCCGCACAAAGACAUCGGUUUACGCCGCUGGUUGACAUACAGCGCUUCGCUGGCACGCCCGGACAACCACUGUUUGAUACCAUAUUUGUGUAUCAGAAGAACGCCAGAAGUGACGAUGACUCCUUCGACUGGGAAGUCGUCAGCGACAGCCUGGGCGUCGACUACUCGGUGUCCUUGGAGUUGCAGGCUGAUGGUUCUGGUGGAAUGAGUCUUCGCCUGACCUACGACGUGGCAAUGGUUCCUGUCGAUCAUGCGAUACUUAUGCUCAGACAAUUCGACAUGCUUUUGCUGUCUAUGAUUGAUCAUCAGAGCAAGGACGCUACGCACACUGAACUUAUGUCGAUCGUGCCGCCCAAGGAGCCAGUGCUGCCCAGCAAGGUGACUCUGCUGCACCAGUUCUUGGAGCAGGGUGCAUUAGACCACCCAGAGAAACCUGCAUUCGAAUUCGUAUUCAGCCUCGAGGGAGGUGCAGAGAGCAGAAAGGUAUGGUCUUACCAGGAGCUCAACGAACGCGGCAAUCAAGUGGCCAAUCUUAUUCACCAGCACGGAGUCCAGCCAGGUGGCGUCGUAGCCCUCUGUAUGAGCAAGUCGCCGGAGGCCACGUUUGCGUUCAUUGGAAUAUUGAAGGCUGGGUGUGCCUUCCUGGCAAUGGAUCCUGACCUGCCUCUGGCACGGCGGAAAUUUAUUGUAGAGGAUUCGAAAUCCCAGCUACUGUUUGUCAAUGCCGGUGGUAUUGACCCUGAGAUGAAGGAUACUGUGCGUCAUGUCGAGCUGACAGAGGACUUGUUGAUCAACUUCCCUUCGUCUGCACCACAAAUCGAAAGCGUGGAUCCGAGCGCUACAAGCUACUGCCUGUACACAAGUGGCACGACUGGGACACCUAAAGGGUGCGAAUUGACGCACGAGAAUGCCGUGCAGGCGAUGUUGGCCUUUCAACGACUGUUUGCUGAACACUGGAGUGAGAACUCUCGUUGGUUGCAAUUUGCUAGUUACUGGUUCGACGUAUCGGUUCUGGAGCAUUUCUGGAGCUGGAGUGUUGGAAUCACGAUGGUGGGAGCACCACGUGAUGUCGUCCUCGGAGAUCUAUCAGGUUUUAUCACUGCGGCCAACAUUACACAUAUCGAUUUGACCCCAUCCCUUGCCAGACUGUUGAAGCCAGAGGAAGUUCCAAGUUUGCACAAUCACGUCUUCAUCACUGGCGGAGAAGCUCUCAAGCAGGAAAUCAUCGAUGCCUGGGGACCACUUAACACCAUCUACAACGGCUAUGGACCAACAGAAGCUACUAUUGGUGUCACUAUGAAUCCUCACAUUGGCCGGGAUGCCAAACCUUCCAACAUUGGACCACCUUUUGACAACGUUGGAGCCUUCGUAAUGGCCCCUGAAUCAGAGACCCCCGUUCUGCGUGGUGCAGUUGGUGAACUUUGUGUCUCUGGUAAACUUGUGGGUAAGGGCUACCUCAACCGACCUGAGUUGACGGAAAAGGCAUUCCCAUAUCUGGAACGCUUUGGCGAACGCGUCUACAGAACGGGCGACCUUGUUAGAUUGCUUGCGGACGGCUCAAUCUCCUUCAUCGGGCGCAACGACUCUCAAGCAAAGCUACGCGGCCAGCGACUGGAGAUUGACGAGAUCGACGCCGUCAUCAAGGCUUCACACAAAGGAAUUUCAGAUGUUGCGUCUCUGGUCACGAAGUCUUCAGAAGGAGAUAGAGAAAUGCUUGUCUCAUUUGUUGUCGAUAACGAGGCCCGUGAUCGCGAGCUACAUACUGCACAGUCCAAGCAGAGCGUCGAAGUUGUGGCUGCCGCAGAUCAAGCAUGUCGCGAUCGCUUACCGGGCUAUAUGGUGCCAACACACAUUGUUCCGCUCUCGCGUUUGCCAUUGACUGUCAACAACAAGGUCGAUGCCAAACGUCUGGUCGCUCUGUUCACUUCUCUGACCACGCAAGGCCUGCAGCAACUCAAGGGCGGGUCGGCGACUAAACGACCUCUACGCGGCAAAGAGCGCAAGGUCGGCAAAGUUGUCAGCAAACUGUUAUCCAUUGAGCUCGAUGAUAUAAGUGCGACUUCAAACGUGUUCUCUCUCGGACUCUCGUCGGUAUCAGCAAUCACACUGGCGACGUCGCUCAAGCGAAGCGGGUUUGAGACUGCCAGUGUUAGGACGAUCAUGACCAAUCCCACUUUGGAUCGGCUCGCACAAGCCCUCUCGGGCACCAGUGAAGACGGCAAAAACGAGCGAAGUGCGAUCAUGCAAUCACAGUUGACAAUCUCGGCAUUUGCACAACGAUAUCGAGGUCUUGCAGCCCAGACACUAUCCGUCAAUGUGUCCAACAUCGAGUCCAUCGCCCCGUGUACUCCUUUGCAAGAAGGCCUCCUGGCAGAUUCGAUCAAAGAUUCCGAGAGACCAUAUUUCAAUGUCUUCCGUUAUCAGCUUCGUGGCACAAAUCACGAUCGAGUGGGAGAAGCGAUCCUCGAACUAUAUCGACAGCUUCCAAUACUCAGGACUUCGUUCGUCCGAACGGAAGAGGGCUUUGCACAAGUUGUCUUGCGCAAUACUGAUUGGACUGUUCAAUCGGAAGAUGUUGAUGAUGAUGCCGGCAUUGAGUCGAAGCUAGCUGGGCUCAGAUCAGAGUGGCAAGGCCGCGCAAAGAAUGAAGUCACCAGACCGUUCGAAGCGAUCUUGGUUCACUCUCCCACGAAGAGCAUCAUGGUUCUCCAGUCGCAUCAUGCUCUAUACGACGGCAUUUCCUGGGAUCUGAUGAUGAGUAAGCUGGGUGAGCUAUGUGCCUCCAGUUCAGCGUCGAUCGACUGUGGGCCAAGUUUCAUGGAAGCACUACCGUACGGACCCCUUUGCUACAGGAAAGACGCGGAGCAGUUUUGGCAGAGACAGAUGAAGGGUUUCCACUACAGCCCAUUGCCCCUGGUGCCAGAUGAGCCAUCGCGCGAGACUUUGACAGUGUCGAAACUUCUAAGAUGUUCGCACGGUGUAGAAUCACUCAGGAAGAAGUUGGGAGUUUCUCACCAAGCAGUUUUCCAGGCAGCUUUCACUGUCGCAUUGCAUCAAUAUGCGCCACAAACGCAAACCUAUGGUGUUGUGGUCUCCGGAAGGUCCAUUGCUUUCGACGACGCCGAUGCCAUCAUUGGUCCCAUGUUCAAUACUGUACCCUACACAAUCAAUAUGGAGCCCACAGGUGACUGGAAACGACAUCUACAGCGUUGCCAUGAGGCUAAUGUUGAGCUUAUCCCAUAUCAACAUACGUCGCUGCGAGCAAUCCGUAAGAACUGUCGCCGUAAUCCCACGGAUCCAUUGUUCGAUGUCUUGUUCGUGUUCCAGAGUCCCGACGAGAGGCUGGGACCACACCACGACGACGAAUUCUUCGAAUUGAUGCCUUCAGUUAUACCAGCUGAGUAUCCACUAGCCAUUGAGGUGGAGCUCGGCUCCUCUGGCGCAGCUCAAGUCACCGCGGCAGCACAACCUGGCCGAGCCACAGAACAGUCAUUGACCGAGUUUCUGGACGCCUUUGACGAAGCCUUGCAAUGCAUGAUAGAAAGCGCAGAAGGCAAGAUAUCUGAUAGUUUUACGAUCUCUCGGAGCAGCAGUACCACAACACCACAGCAACUUCAUGAUGUAUCUGCUGAGGUAAAUGGCAUCUCUGACUUCAAGUGGACUACUGAAGCGGAAGAGCUGAGAAAGAUCAUCGCCGAGGUUGCUGGCAGUGAUCCGAGUGCAGUCACGGAGCAUGUCGCCAUAUUCACACUUGGCCUGGACAGUAUCGAUGCCGUCAAGCUAGCAGCACGAAUGAAGAAGGCUGGAAUGUCAAUACCUGUCAGUAAGAUCUUGACAGCCCAGACAAUACCGCGAAUGCUGGAUGCAGUUGAAUCUAGUACAGCGCAGAGCGAGACGCCCGAGUCCGCGAACAAGUUCUCGGUUCUCGCACGACAACUUCAGCAUCUGUCCAGUCUGGUCGACCCUCGGAUAGCGAAAGACGUCGAGCGUAUCAUACCAGCCGCACCAGGGCAAGAAGCUCUCAUCGCAGAGAUGAUCCGCUCUGAGUUCCACGAAUACUUCAACUCUGUUGUUCUACGCCUGCGGGCAGGCGUGGACAUUGCCCGACUCAAGAAUGCUUGGCAAGAUGUUGUGCACGCUUCACCGAUUCUCCGUACAGCAUUCGUGGAGGUAUCAGAUCCCGAGGUAGAGGCGACGUUCGCACAGAUUAUUUUCAAGGAAGGUCCACUGGAGUUUGAUGAAGUACAGGCGACCAGCCUCGAUGGCCUCACUGACUACCUCGAUUCUGUCAAGGCCGACGUCCGCCAGUCGUUCUCAGUGAAGUCGCCAAUGCGUCUGGCGAUUGCAACAGUCGAGAAUGCGCAUUACCUCGUGCUAUCGCUCUCCCAUGCGCAGUACGAUGGACACAGCAUUGGCUUGCUGCAUUCUGACAUCGCUGCCGCGUAUGCUGGCAGGCUUGAGAGGCGCCCACCUUACGAGGAGGUGAUCAAUGAGGCCUUGAGUGCAACCGAUCAGAGCGCACUCACCUUCUGGCGCGAAACGCUGGCUGGAGCCAAGGUAUCGCGCUUCAGGACUCUCGAGGGUGGCUCGGACGUGAAGACGUACCGCACUGAGCGUACAGCCGCUCUCUCAGGAAAGGACGCUAAAGCAUUCUGCCAAAAGCUAGGCGUGUCUCUGCAAGCACUAGCACAAGCGUCGUGGGCACUCGUUCUCGCACACCAUCUGCAAGCCCUCGACGUCCUCUUUGGCGUGGUUCUCGCUUGUCGUGACAGCGAGGAGGCCGAGCAGACCCUGUUCCCAACCAUGAACACCGUGCCCGUGAGAGUAUCGUUGCAUGGAUCUGUAUCUGGGAUGCUCCAUGACGUGCAGGACAAUAUCAAUCACAUGCGACAGCAUCAGAAAACCCCUCUGCGCAACAUACAAGCCGCAUGUGCGGACUUGCUGCGGUCGAGCAAGGACAAGUCCAGACAGGGGCUAUUCGACACUCUUUUCAUCUACCAAAACCGAGGGGAUGCUAUCGAAGACCAAGGCGAGCCGCUAUACGAGUCUGUUGCUGCCGAUGCAAACGUCGAAUAUCCUGUUGCCGUAGAAGUGGAAGCCGUUGAAGAUGAGCUGGUUAUUCGUGCAGCAUGCAAGUCUUUUGCUCUUGACGAGCCCGGAGCAGAACUACUACUGGAGCGUUUCGAUGGGGUGCUCAGCUUCUUGACUGCAGACCUCGAUCGGGAUGCUAUCGAUCUCUCUAACGAUGAUGUGGUCAUAUGUGGCUUGCCUGCUUUCGUGCUCCAAUCCAACCCUCUGUCAAGACAAACCACUCGAGAACAAUAUGGCGACGAGGACUCCGACCUAGACUCGAUAGACGACUCUGCGGUUGUGGAUGCGAUACGCUCUGCGCUUGCACAGGUAUCAAGAACGCCAAUCGACGAGAUCGAACCGCAUGCCACAAUCGAGUCGAUGGGCAUCGAUUCCAUUUCAGCGAUCAAGGUGGCGUCGCUUCUGCGCAAAGACUCCAUCAAGCUCUCUGUCAGCGAUCUCCUAAAGGCACAGACACCGAGACGCAUGGCACAGCUUGUUGGCGAUGUCGCGCAGCCGGCAGGCGAGAGCGGCGUCUCCGGCAAAGAUAUCAUCGCAACGGCGAUCAAGGAUGUCGAUCUCUCUAUUCUACAACGAGAGUAUUCCAUCCCCGCCGAUCACAUCGAGGUGGUACUCCCUGCUACUGCUGGUCAGAUGUAUAUGGUCUCACUGUGGCACAAGACGAGAGGAGAGUUGUUCUACCCGACAUUCACUUACGACCUCCGAACCGACAAGUCGAUGGAUGCUAUUCGCCAGGCCUGGCAACAGCUUGUCGCAGGCACCGCUAUGCUCCGGACUCGACUAUGUGCCAGUGGCCAUGCUACGAUUCCGCUGCUUCAAGUUGUGAUGAAAGAGUCUGGCCAGCCCUUCUAUGCCGAAGACGAGAGGUCCAUUGCUCCCACUCAGCCAUUUGCACGCCUCCACGUCGGCAAGGCUCGCGACGGUUACACAGUGAAGCUCGCGAUCCACCACGCUCUCUAUGAUGCUGUCUCCCUUCCUCUCUUGAUGGAGGAUUUCCGGUCUUUAUUACAAGGCGAAUCACUACCCAAGCCGAGCAUCGCGUUCGAAGACUACAUUACUCUCGUUGCUCGUGAGCCUGCUGUGAAGACACGGCAACAAUUCUGGAGUGGAUAUUUGCAGAAUGUAGAGCAUGCGGCGCUGGGCCAGCCUCGGGGCGAUGCUGCGCGGAAGGUACAGAUAUUCAAGCCGUCUGCCUUGUCAGAGUCGUGCGAUGAGCUGGAGCGCAAAGCUCGAAAAUCAGGUAUCUCCACGCAGGCUCUCCUGUUCGCUGUAUACGCCAAAGUGUACGCCAAACACGCACAAGGAAGCAAAGAAGCUGCACAGGACGUGGUACUCGGGAUUUACAUUGCGAACCGGUCGCACCUGCCGGAUCUCGACCAUCUCUCGGCGCCCACGCUCAACCUGGUGCCACUCCUGGUGCGAGCACCUACGAGGACGAGUAUCAUGGACAGCGCCAAGUCCAUCAGCAAGGACUUGCGCAGCAUCACGACGGCAGAAAACUCAUCUGCCAGUCUGCGCGAGAUCUGCGAGUGGACGGGAGUCACCGUCGACACGUUUGUCAACUUUCUCAAACUCCCAGAUUCCGAUGAUGGUCCGGAUGAAGGGACGGGUGGCAGUGAAAUCACGAUGGCGGAAAGCAACGACGAGUGGAUGCAGGAAGUCCACCGGGUGCAUGAGCCGGAGAAGGCACAACAACAGCAACAACAACAAGAGGUGCAGUUCCACGUACCCCACGAGUUGGCAGGAUUUGAGGUACAUGAGGCGUAUCAGCACGCAGUGGAUGUGGAGCUGGCAAUCACCAAGGAUGGGAAACUCAGCAUGGGAAUGUUUUGUGUAGAGGAAAUGAUGGGACUGGAUGAGGCUGAUGUGAUGGUGCAAGAGGUUGUCGCAGAGUUGCAUGAUUUUGUUCAUGGAUGAUGUAAUGUGAGACGGCUGUUUGUGUUUUUUUUUCUUCGGGUUCUUUUUGAGCAUAUGGAUAGAAUACAUGGGAAUGGGUUAUAGAAAUGGGGGGGAAAUGAGAAUCGAAUAGAAUAGAUGGGAAGCUUGAUGAUACCUUAUCAUAUCUUGUAGUGAAUGAAAUAUAAAAGAAGAAGAA
Sphaerulina musiva SO2202 is the source of this 15363-nucleotide messenger RNA. Its product is annotated as peptide synthetase. Gene Ontology annotation, molecular function: catalytic activity; phosphopantetheine binding. Gene Ontology annotation, cellular component: cytoplasm. NCBI's taxonomy places the organism in Eukaryota, Fungi, Ascomycota, Dothideomycetes, Mycosphaerellales, Mycosphaerellaceae. The coding region runs from base 429 to 15185 and encodes 4918 amino acids. Gene Ontology annotation, biological process: secondary metabolite biosynthetic process; amino acid activation for nonribosomal peptide biosynthetic process. The transcript is spliced from 2 exons. The record is from RefSeq and is a predicted model, not a curated record.